AUAAAAAUCUUCAACUGUACGCUCAUAGCCUUGGGAUAAACAAUAAUGCGCGAUUCCUAAGUAAAAAAAAAAUACUAACUUUUUCAACCGGAGGUGUUCCACACAAAAAUUAAAAAUUUUUCCUCAAUAAAGAACCAGUAGUUUAAGUAUUUUGAUGAUGUGACAGUGUAUUGUUUAUAUGCAGCAUACCUUGGGAGGCAAACCAACCGCCUUUAACACUUGCUGGUGGUCAAGAUAUUGCUUAUCGGAGUUUAAAAUUUUUGCCAUUUGACGGCAGACAGAUACCUCCAUGAGACCCUCAAAUCAAUUGAAACAUUGGGCUUUCUUAAGCUUGAACGUAUCCAGGUUGAAAAGGCUUUCUUUUGAUCGCAAAAGAAGGCGCCUAACGUUAGCUAAUGCAUGUGACACGGUUUACGGAUCUCCGUUGCCUCAUUUUCUUGUUGACUACCGAUCUAAGGAGUCUAAGACUCGCCUCUGCCGUGCUCUGCAAACUGGUUAUGCUGUUCCUUAUCUAUCCUUGUCUUCGUGCUUUGGUACUCAAAAUGAAUCUGGUUAUUGCGGAGUUAGUACCUUAGUAAACAUCCUAAAUGCCUUGCGAAUAGAUCCUCAGCGUAAGUGGAGUCCUCUGUCAGACUGGCGAUGGUAUACUGUGGAACUUCUAGAUUGUUGUCGUUCGCUAAAAGACGUGAAAAAAUCUGGAAUAAAUUUGGAUGAAUUUGUGUGUUUGGCAAACUGCAAUGGAGCAGUAUCGAGACUUGUUCGACCAAAUUACUCGAAAGAACAUUAUGAUAAGUUUAUUCACACUUUAGAGCAAGUUUGCACUGGUGGUAAGGAGUCUAAUGAAGAACUUUUCGACGAAGAACAUCCAGAGGAGCUUAUGGCAAUUUCUUUUUCUAGAGAAUCUCUUAGGCAAGUUGGAGAAGGCCACUUUAGUCCUAUUGCCGCCAUGGAGAAAGAAUCAAACUCUGUGUUGGUAUUAGACACGGCAAGAUACAAAUACCCGCCAUAUUGGGCUCCUAUUAAGAUGCUUUUCCAAUCCAUGCUACCACUGGAUAGUAAAACUGGAAAAAGUCGAGGUUAUGUGGUUUUGAAGGCAAAACAAGAAUGGACAUAUGGAAGUGGUUGCCUAAAUCAUGGCAAAAAACCAAUUCAAUUUUCUUAAGUAAGAAACACAGUCUUAGUAUGAGUGAUAACAAAGUCUUAAGCUGAUGCUAAUUCGACUCUUAGUUAAAUUUUAAUUGCCCUUUCAUGGUACCUGUUCAGUGAGCGAAAACGAAGUUUGUUUGUUGUAGAAAUGUCCUAGUAUUCAUUCCCAAUGUUACUUUACUUUAAUCGGUAUUUUCUCAAUAAACUUAACACAUAUACAAAGCUGAGGGGAAGGCCAAGAAACAGGAACAGGUUCCCUUACAAAAGGCCACCC
Messenger RNA from Stylophora pistillata, 1420 nucleotides. RefSeq lists its product as uncharacterized. Gene Ontology annotation, molecular function: metal ion binding; glutathione gamma-glutamylcysteinyltransferase activity. Gene Ontology annotation, biological process: phytochelatin biosynthetic process; response to metal ion. Lineage: Eukaryota; Metazoa; Cnidaria; Anthozoa; Scleractinia; Pocilloporidae. The record is from RefSeq and is a predicted model, not a curated record.